Molecule: messenger RNA, 889 nt
Organism: Lucilia cuprina (Australian sheep blowfly)
Lineage: Eukaryota; Metazoa; Arthropoda; Insecta; Diptera; Calliphoridae
Exons: 2
Coding region: 148-276 (42 amino acids)
Source: RefSeq, a predicted model, not a curated record
UUAAAAUUGUUAUUAUAGAAAAACAUCUGCAAAGAAUUCCUCCUCCAAAAGGUUUGACCAGGUUAUGCAGCUAUUAGAUUCUCUAAAGAAAAAUUUUCAAUCAGUACAGAAAAAUUCAGUCAUCGUUAAAGACGUCUUUAGCAAGAAAUGGCAGCGCGUAAAUUUUAUGAAAAUAUAUUAAUAAAUUUUCAUAAAAAUAAUAUAAAAUUAUUUGCUGUUUUUAUGAAAACAGCAAGUUUAAUGCAAAAUGCAAAUGUGCUUAAAAGAUCACUUUAAACAAAAUUGUUAUUAAAAUUAAAUUAAAUUAUAAAAAAAUAUAUGUAUAAAUUAAUAUACAAAAAAAUCCCUAUAAAAUAAAGCUUAUAGUAGAAAAGUAGAAGAAAAUUGUGUAAAAUUUAUGGAAGAAAAAAAAGAUACUGUGAAAAGUGUAAAAAUUACUAAAUAAUAUUAAAGAAAAAUUAAAAAUAAAAUAAAAGACGUUAAAAAUAUGGCUGAAUUUUAAAGGUUACUCAAGAAAUAUUUUACAUAAUUUUUAUUGCAAAUGGAAAAGAAAUUCCAAAAACACAAGAAGGAAAAUACGAAAACGCCAAAAAAAAAAACACGUAGUGAAACGUAAAACAGAAAUAAAAACAACAAUUUACUUUGUGUCUGCUCGUGUAUUUCGUUAAAUCGUUGUGUGUUCUGUUUAAAUAUUUUGUGUUUUUUUCUUCGUUCUUUUCUGGAUUUGCAUUAUUUAUAAACUAUUAUUUCUUUUAAAUUCCAAAACUAAGAGUUGUUGUAUUCAAUCAUUUGUACCUAAAUAAAAGAAAAAUAUAAAUUUUCAUAGUUUUAACUUUUAAACAUCGUAAAAUAAAAUACAACUUUGAAAAACAUAAAACAUUCUUGUAAG